AUGAUUCGACGACAAGAAAUUUUUUGUCUGCUUUGUGCACUGCUACUCGUUUUGACAUUUUCCAUUGUUAUUUUCUUGUAUAUCAGUCGCAAGAAUUGGUACAAGUUAUCUGAUUCAGGAUCGGAAAUUCUGGCUGAAAAGGCUCGUGGAGGAGAGAUUGAGAUGUGCAACAACGAAGGUACGGUAGAAGAGGAGAACCGUAUCGUGAAGACAUCGCUAAUUGACGAAAAGCCGGUGCGCGUAUUCGAGGAAGAACGAACAGUUCCGAAAAAAAUGUUGGAGGACAGUUCAAGGGGAUGGACGGAAAGGAAAUGUCCAGAAACAUGUAGUAAGAUAUCAUUGGCAGGAAUAUCUGAGACACAAGCGCGGGAUAUACCAGAUCUUGCAAAAGUACGUAGUAGGGUUCAAGAAGAGGGUAACGCAGUUGAAAGCAAUGCCAAAAGUGAAGAACUACGAACUAAUGCGCCUAGUGUGCCAUCAGAUCAAAGUAAGGAUGAUAGGAAAGGAGUAUCAGCUAUGAUAGCGGUGGGUAAAGAUAAGGUAGAUGAAGAUUUUGAACUACCAACUAAUACUAGAGGAGUAGAAGAGGAGGACCUGGUUGGUUUAGAUGUAGAAAGGAAAAAUUUUGCUUUAAGGCACGAGGGAGGUGUUGAUGAUGGGAAAAGCUCUGAGGUGCAAGCGCAUGAGUUGAGCGAUAUGUUGGAAGAAUCGACUUCUUCGCAACUAAGGGAACAAGGAAAUAUGGCACAUAAUGUGCUGUCCGACAUAGGUAUGGAGGACUUGCAGAUUAAGGCAAAUAAACAAAAGUCACCGGCACAAACGAAUGAUGUUAUGAUGUAUUUAACAAAGGACAGCGCACAAAAUGAACCUUUGCAGAAUUCUCAACAGAGGGCAGGUGAUGCAACGAUGCCUUCACACGAUUAUGAACAGGACGAGGAGCAGGAGGUAAAUGAUGAAAUGGUGGAGCCAACAAGUUCAGAACUGAAUUCUCAACAGAGGGCAGGUGAUGCAACGAUGCCUUCGCACGAUUAUGAACAUGACGAGGAGCAGGAGGUAAAUGAUGAAAUGGUGAAGCCAACAAGUUCAGAACUGAAUUCUCAACAGGGGGCAGGUGAUGCAACGAUGCCUUCACACGAUUAUGAACAUGACGAGGAGCAGGAGGUAAAUGAUGAAAUGGUGGUGCCAACAAGUUCAGAACUGAAUUCUCAACAGGGGGCAGGUGAUGCAGCGAUACCUUCGCACGAUUAUGAACAUGACGAGGAGCAGGAGGUAAAUGAUGAAAUGGUGAAGCCAACAAGUUCAGAGCUGGAAGAUAAGCAAGAGUAA
Molecule: messenger RNA, 1326 nt
Organism: Vavraia culicis subsp. floridensis
Lineage: Eukaryota; Fungi; Microsporidia; Pleistophoridae
Exons: 1
Coding region: 1-1326 (441 amino acids)
Source: RefSeq, a predicted model, not a curated record